Bradysia coprophila is the source of this 1317-nucleotide messenger RNA. RefSeq lists its product as uncharacterized. NCBI's taxonomy places the organism in Eukaryota, Metazoa, Arthropoda, Insecta, Diptera, Sciaridae. The record is from RefSeq and is a predicted model, not a curated record.
CACACUUCCAACAUUAAAUUCAUUGACACUUCGUCGUUAACGUCAGUCGCACGUUGUGUGAAAUCGGUAAAAAUUUCAAGUUCAAUCAAUUAAAAUGCCCAUCGCUACCAGCGUCUGUGCUGCAUCGAAUGACAAUCGUGAAGAUGCAGCAGACAUUCCAAUUAUUGACGUUCAAGAAUACAUGAAUAAUGGGAAAUUGGCUAAAGAACAAUGUAGAAAGGUGGCUGACUCAUUGCAACAGCAUGGCAUUUUGAUUGUGAGAGAUACGAGAGCUUCCGAAGGGGAUAAUGCAACAUUCCUCGAUAUGAUGGAACGGUAUUUCGAACAGACGGAUUUCACCACCGAUGCACGACCUAAUUUGAGUUAUCAAGUUGGUGUCACCCCUGAGUUAAUAGAACGACCCAGGAAUCAUUGUCAACGUGCGGCUAAGCUCGAACAGUCCAAUCAACCGGUCACUUUAUGUCCCCCAGAACUGGAUAAGAAAAGCCGUUUCUUCUGGCGCAUUGGUCAACGUCCAGAGAAAACGGAAUUCAAGGAGCUGAAUGCCGAUCCAGUUAUUCCGAAAGCGUUUCCCGAAUGGUCCGUUGUAAUGGAUAUGUGGGGCAACAAAAUGCUUGCCACUUUGCAUGAGAUCGCUGGCAUGGCUGCUGAAGGUUUCGGACUGGAAAAGGAUGCAUUUCAUAAGUUCAUGAAAAAUGGACCGCAUUUGCUCGCUCCAACUGGCUCGAAUUUCAAUCGAUAUGGGAAACUUGACACUGUCCUCGCUGGAUUUCAUUAUGAUUUGAAUUUCCUUACGAUUCAUGGAAAAUGCAGAUUCCCUGGCCUGUACAUUUGGUUGAAAGACGGAAGAAAAAUGUUAGUUCGAGUUCCAGACGGAUGCCUACUCGUUCAGGCGGGCAAACAAAUCGAAUAUCUCACUGGUGGCUACAUUCGCGCUGGUUUUCACGAAGUUGUCGUCACCAAUGAAACGUUGAAGACAAUCGAUCGUCGUGCCUCGAAAAAUGAAUCUUUGUGGCGUGUUUCAUCGACAUUAUUCGGUCACAUCGCUUCCGAUUGCGUACUGGAACCAUUAGACGCUUUCGCCACCCCCGAAUCAAAGAAGACGUAUCCUCCAAUACUAGCUGGUGACCAAGUCCUUCAAGAAUUGAAUCAUAUACAGCUCGGCACCGGUUACACUUUGAACCGUUAAAAUCCACCGAUUCAAGAACGAUUUUACGUUCAGUUGAACAUUUACCUCGUCUAGCUUGCAGUAUUUUCUUAUUUUACUUGUUACACUACAUUUACAGCGCAGAAAUUAUACUUUUAUUGUUGAAGUGA